This is a messenger RNA of Otolemur garnettii (small-eared galago), 2576 nucleotides long. Its product is annotated as KIAA0513 ortholog. The record is from RefSeq and is a predicted model, not a curated record. NCBI's taxonomy places the organism in Eukaryota, Metazoa, Chordata, Mammalia, Primates, Galagidae. The transcript has 12 exons. The coding region runs from base 280 to 1485 and encodes 401 amino acids.
AGAAGCCGCAGCCGCCGAGCCUGACUGCGCCCUCUAGCUGGCCGGCCCGCCUGCGGUGAGAGGGGCCGCGGAGCGGCCUCGGGCUCGCCUGUCGGGCUCGCGAGGGGAGGGUUUACCCAGGAAGGACGGCGGGGACACAGGACGCUGCUCUCCGGGGUCUGCAAGGGGUGACAGAUGCCUUAGGGCCACGUGAGCUGCUCCAGAGGCUCCUUCCUGCUGACGCCCUAGCAGCCAGGCCCCUGGGCUCCCCUCCAGCAUCCUCCCACAGCCCACCCGACCAUGGAGGCUCCGGAGGUCCCCGUGGGCUCACUGAUUGACUUUGGGCCUGAGCCCCCUGCCUCGCCUGCCCUGGAGACACUGCCCCCUGCGCUGCAGGAUGGGGACGGCUCCCUGGGAGAUGGCGCAUCGGAGAGCGAGACCACAGAGUCGGCAGACAGCGAGAACGACAUGGGCGAGUCGCCCUCACACCCGUCCUGGGACCAGGACCACCGCUCCUCCUCCAACGAGUCCUUCUCUUCAGGCCAGAGCACCGAGUCGGCCCAGGACGAGGAGACCCUGGCACUCCGGGAGUUCAUGCGCAGCUACGUGGAAAAGAUCUUCUCCGGAGGGGAGGACUUGGACCAGGAGGAGAAAGCCAAGUUUGGCGAGUACUGCAGCAGUGAGAACGGAAAAGGCCGGGAGUGGUUUGCUCGCUACGUCAGCGCCCAGCGCUGCAACUCCAAGUGUGUCUCAGAAGCAACCUUCUACCGCCUGGUGCAGUCUUUCGCAGUGGUGCUGUUCGAGUGCUAUCAGAUGGAUGACUUUGGGCCGGCCAAGAACCUCAUGACCAUGUGCUUCACUUACUACCACAUCGGAAAACCACAGCUGCCCCCAUCAGAAGCCAAGGAGAAGCCUGCAGGGAGUGUAGACUCCUACCUGAGGUCGGCCAACAGCUGGCUGGCAGAGAAGAAGGACAUAGCCGAGCGGCUGCUGAAGAACACGUCGGCUCGGACAGAGAAUGUGAAAGGCUUCUUCGGGGGGCUGGAAACCAAGCUGAAGGGCCCCCUGAUCAGGAAAAAUGAGGACGAUGAGAGCAAGCCCAAGGAGAAGCAGCAGAGGACAGUGACCGUGUGCAGCCCAGAGGGCGAGAAGAAAGGGGACAAGAUCUACCUGUACACGCACCUGAAGCAGCAGCCCAUCUGGCACACACUGAGGUUCUGGAAUGCGGCCUUUUUUGACGCUGUCCACUGUGAGAGGAGAAAGCGAUCUCCCACUACCAGGGAGAAGUGGUGCCACAUGACCCAGGAGGAGCGUGAUGACAGCCUGCGGUUCAACGAGAACAUCACCUUCGGGCAGCUGGGCACGUUCACACACAACAUGCUGGCCUUCGGCCUCAGCAAGAAGCUGUGCAACGACUUCCUGAAGAAGCAGGCGGUGAUCGGCAACCUGGACGAAGAGCAAUACAAGCUGCUUAGUGAGCACAUCGAGCAAAUGGCCACUGAGUAGGCCGUGGAGGCCACCCCUCCAGGAGGACCGAGGGCCGGCGACUGGCCGUCACCCACUCGAUGACCCUGCAUGACGCCAGCAGCAUCCAGAGCUGCUCCUCGCUGCCCUAGAACUAGCGGUUAGAAGAACUCAGCUGCCUGUCCUCCCCUCUGCCUGUGUCUGCUCCCCCUUCCACGUGCCAGAGCGUCCCUCGGAUCUCACAGCUCACCCUGAGGUGACCAGCUGGACCCCUGAGCACCAGGCUUGUGAGAUGAGACCGAGAGGGAGGAGGCCCAGGCUGGAGCAGGUGUGGCGGACACAGCGGGCACAGGUGGGUGGCCGUGUGCUAGGCAGGGCUGUAGCCGGCAUAGGCCGGGGCGCAGUGGGGCAGGCGAUGGCCACGCUAGGCACCUGGGCCUCGUCCCCAUGCCUGGGAUGGACAGAGCUCCCGCCCAGCACCCAGUGUCAGCCUGGGCUGGUACCCGCUCUUCCCCCACCUCCCUCCGUGGAAGGGGACCCGCCUGGAGGAGAGAGAGCCCCUCCUGGUGUAAGGACAGAGGCUGCAUAGAAGGUGCUCCUGCUGCUGCCAGACUCGGCCCCGUCAGCCACAAGGGAGAGUCCCAGAUGGUGCAGGAUCUGUGCCCUUCCCUUGUAGUCACAGUAGCACUGGGGUCUUCUGUGGCCGCUUAUCCAAAAUGCUCCUGCUUAGCCAGCGGCUUCUGUCUGACACGGAGAAGCUUCCUCAGCCCCUGGGGAGUGACUUCAUGCCGUCUGUCUACAUGAGAAACACAGAAAAGGGAGGUCCGGGAGCUGAAGGCAGAAGGUGCCGCUGUGUGUGUCCGGCAUGUGAGCACAGGCUGUUCAGUGGGACAGUGGCUGGGGAGAGGCAGCUCCAGCACAGAUACCUGGGGCUGGUGGCAGAGUGGACUCUGUGUCUCAAGCUUCAGGCAUCAGGCCUUCCACUCCUGUAGCCCAGCCCUCCUACCUCUGUCCCUCACUCCACACCAGCGCCUGUGGCUGUGGCUUCCUUGUGGGUUUGUCCAGCACAGCAGCCCAGGGCCGAGGCCAAGGCCACACCCUCUGCGUGCUGGGCCCACAGCUGGCAGCUGCCC